This is a messenger RNA of Ilex paraguariensis (yerba mate), 921 nucleotides long. NCBI's taxonomy places the organism in Eukaryota, Viridiplantae, Streptophyta, Magnoliopsida, Aquifoliales, Aquifoliaceae. The record is from the annotation of a GenBank genome assembly.
AUGAUGCUAAUUUGCUUGGAAAAUGUGUUAGUGGUGGUUGAUUGUGAGAUUCCCACUUUUGCACAGCAAAGUGACCGGGACGCUAUUAGGGAUAUCUUGAGUGUCACGACCCAAAACCACCUUCUCCUUAGGUUAUGGAGCAUGACUGCUGUGGAGGCCAACAUGGAACCAAAUGUGUUGUCACCUAUUUACGUAGAAAUUGCUUACCUCCAUGAAAUUUCACUGGGUGGAAAAACUGUAGGGGGAUUCCAGCGUGCGAUGGUCAAAUCAAUGACCUUGGCUGCAAAGAUUCCACAUUUUCAUUAUGUAGAAGAGAUAAAUUGUGAUGCACUUGUGGGGCUUAAAGCUUCUUUUCAAAAUGCAAAUUCUGAUCCAGAUGUCAAGCACACUUUUCUUCCAGUCUUGAUAAAGUCGCUCUCAUUGGCAUUGAGUAGACAUCCGUUGCUAAACGGUUCCUUCAAUGAGGAAUUGCAUGAGGUCACCUUUAAAGGCUCCCACAAUAUUGGAAUUGCCAUGGCUACAUCAUAUGGUUUAGUUGUACCAAACAUAAAGAAGGUUCAGUCACUUUCGAUCUUGGAGAUAACAAAGGAACUGUCUCGGCUACAUCAGUUGGCUUCAGCUAACAAGCUUACUCCUGAUGAUAUAUCUGGUGGAACCAUAACUUUGAGCAAUAUUGGAGCAAUUGGUGGAAAGUUUGGAUCGCCCCUCGUCAAUUUGCCUGAAGUUGCCAUCAUUGCAAUUGGCCGAAUCCAGAAAGUUCCUCAUUUUGCUGAUGAGGGAAAUGUGUAUCCAGUGUCAGUCAUGACUGUAAACAUUGGUGCUGAUCAUAGAGUUCUGGACGGAGCAGCUGUUGCAAGAUUCUGUAAUGAGUGGAAGCUAUUUAUUGAAAAACCAGAGCUGCUCAUGUUGCAUAUGAGAUGA